GAGUGUCCUCAGGCUAUAGAAAAGAUAGAUGCGAAGAUACCAGUUUUACUCCGCCCUUCCCACCCUUCCAUCCAAGCGGUGCAAUGGGAAGAAACUGGCACAAACUGUCUCCCACUUGAGAAAUUAAAACAAUGGCCGGCGGUGGCAUAAGGGAGACUCACAUAGUCCUCGCAAUGCAACUGCAAUAGAAAGCCGGCAGCCCCAACCAGCGCCAGACGUCCACCGCCAGCCUAUUAGGGAAGCCUCGGGGUCGCGGGCUCCUGUUCGCAGCCGGAGAACCCGCCGCUAGGAGGCGCCGCGAGCGCGCCAGCCCCGCCCGCUGCUGAAGGAGGGCUAGCGCCCGAUCCCCUCCGCCAAACCCCUAGCCGCCGGGCAGGCAGGCGGGACUAGACGCGGGGACUGUCACUGCAGACGCGCCGCUCCUACCGACCCGGGACGCGAGCAUCAAGGGAACUCCAGGCGCCACCCUGCCAUUUGUCCCACCGGAGUCCUUGGCUCCCGCUCCCCAGUGAGCAGCAUCAGGAAGACGGCGAUGUCUGCUGGGGCCCGCCGGAGGAACCGGGCGCAGCAUUUCGCCCCCCUCUGGUGUUUCUCGGUCGGGUUGGGGAUGCUGUGGUCCCCUGCCUCACAGGCUUUCAACUUGGACGUGGACAAACUCACCGUGUACAGCGGCCCAAAGGGCAGCUACUUCGGCUACGCAGUGGACUUCCACAUACCUGAUGCCCGCACAGCAAGUGUCUUGGUGGGGGCACCCAAAGCCAAUACCAGCCAGCCGGACAUCGUGGAAGGGGGAGCCGUCUAUUACUGCCCUUGGCCGGUGGAAGGAUCUGCACAGUGCAAGCAGAUACCGUUUGACACCACCAACAACAGAAAGAUCAGAGUUAACGGAACCAAAGAACCUAUAGAGUUUAAAUCGAAUCAGUGGUUUGGAGCAACAGUGAAAGCUCACAAAGGGAAAGUUGUGGCCUGUGCUCCUUUAUAUCAUUGGAGAACUCUUAAACCAACACCAGAAAAAGACCCUGUUGGCACUUGCUACGUGGCAAUUCAGAAUUUCAGUGCCUAUGCUGAGUACUCCCCUUGUCGGAACAGCAAUGCCGAUCCUGAAGGCCAAGGUUACUGCCAAGCAGGAUUUAGUCUGGAAUUUUAUAAGAAUGGAGACCUCAUUGUAGGAGGACCUGGAAGUUUUUACUGGCAAGGUCAAGUGAUCACCGCCAGUAUUGCAGACAUUAUUGCAAAUUACUCAUUCAAGGAUAUUCUGAGGAAACUGUCUGGAGAAAAGCAGACCGAAGUGGCUCCAGCUUCCUACGAUGAUAGUUACCUUGGAUACUCAGUUGCUGCUGGGGAAUUCACUGGAGACUCUCAGCAAGAAUUGGUUGCAGGAGUUCCAAGAGGAGCACAGAAUUUUGGAUAUGUGUCAAUCAUUAAUUCUACAGAUAUGACCUUUAUCCAGAAUUUCACUGGUGAACAGAUGGCAUCUUAUUUUGGUUAUAGUGUUGUUGUAUCGGAUGUUAACAAUGAUGGGAUGGAUGACAUAUUGAUUGGGGCACCCCUCUUUAUGGAACGUGAAUUUGAGAGUAACCCUAGAGAAGUAGGGCAAGUCUACCUGUAUUUGCAAGUGAGUGCCCUCCUCUUCCAAGAUCCACAGGUCCUCACAGGCACCGAGACUUUUGGAAGAUUUGGUAGUGCUAUUGCGCACUUAGGGGACCUGAACCAGGAUGGAUACAAUGACAUCGCCAUCGGUGUGCCCUUUGCGGGCAAGGAUCAAAGAGGCCAAGUGCUCAUUUACAACGGGAAUGAGAACGGCUUGAACACCAGAGCGUCCCAGAUGCUGCAAGGAGCAUGGGCCUCCCAGACCAUCCCUUCCGGAUUUGGCUUUUCUUUAAGAGGAGAUUCAGACAUUGACAAGAAUGAUUACCCAGAUUUACUUGUGGGUGCGUUUGGAACAGGAAAAGUAGCUGUUUACAGAGCAAGGCCAGUUGUGACUGUGGAUGCCCAGCUUCUGCUGCACCCAGUGAUUAUCAAUAUUGACAAUAAAACUUGCCAGAUUCCAGAAUCUUUGACACCUGUGGCCUGCUUUUCUUUAAGAGUAUGUGCAUCUGUAGCAGGUCAGAGCAUUUCAAACACAAUAGCCCUGACAGCUGAGGUGCAGUUAGACUCCCUGAAACAGAAAGGAGCCAUUAAAAGAACACUCUUCCUGGGUAACCAUCAACCCCAUCUCCUCUUCCCUCUGGUGAUAAAGCGUCAGAAAUCCCUCCAGUGCCAGGAUUUUGUCGUUUACCUUCGAGAUGAAACAGAAUUCCGAGAUAAAUUAUCUCCAAUCAAUAUUAGUUUGAAUUACAGCUUGGAUGAAUCCACCUUUAAAGAAGGCCUGGAAGUGAACCCAAUACUAAACCACUACAGGGACAAUGUCGUUACUGAACAGGCUCACAUCCUGGUGGAGUGUGGAGAAGAUAAUCUGUGUGUUCCUGACUUGAAGCUGUCGGCUAGACCAGAUAAGCACCAGAUUAUCAUUGGAGAUGAAAAUCACCUUAUGCUCAUAAUAAACGCAAGAAAUGAAGGGGAGGGGGCCUAUGAAGCGGAACUCUUUGUAAUGAUACCAGAAGAGGCGGAUUAUGUUGGCAUUGAACGUAACAACAAGGUACUGCGGCCACUGAGCUGUGAGUACAAGAUGGAAAAUGUGACCAGGAUGGUGGUGUGUGACCUUGGGAACCCUAUGGCGGCUGGAACAAAUUAUUCUCUGGGCCUCCGGUUUGCAGUUCCACGUCUUGAGAAAACCAACAUGAGCAUUAACUUCGAUCUCCAAAUCAGAAGUUCCAACAAGGACAACCCAGACAGCAAUUUUGUGAAUUUGCAGAUCAACAUCACUGCUGUAGCUCAAGUAGAAAUAAGAGGAGUAUCCCACCCUCCGCAGAUCAUUCUGCCCAUUCAUAACUGGGAACCGGAAAUGGAGCCCCGCACAGAGGAUGAAGUUGGACCAUUGGUGGAGCAUAUUUAUGAGCUGCACAAUAUUGGACCGAGUACCAUCAGUGACACCAUUCUGGAGGUGGGCUGGCCAUUCUCUGCGCGGGAUGAGUUUCUCCUUUAUAUUUUUCAUAUUCAAACUCUGGGACCUCUGCGGUGUCAAACAAGUCCUGAUAUCAACCCACAAGAUAUAAAGCCUGCAGCCUCCCCAGAGGACACCCCUGAGCUCAGCGCCUUUCUGCGAAACUCUACCAUUCCUCAUCUUGUCAAGAAGCGGGAUGUGCCUGGUGUUCAGCUCCACAGACAGAGUCCCACAAAAAUACUGAAUUGUACAAAUAUCGAGUGUUUGCAAAUCUCCUGUGUAGUGGGACGACUAGAAGGAGGAGAGAGUGGAGUUCUCAAGGUCAGAUCUCGACUGUGGGCCCACACGUUCCUCCAGAGAAAAAAUGAUCCCUAUGCUCUUGCAUCCAUGGUGUCCUUUGAAGUUAAGAAGAUGCCUUAUAAAGAUCAGCCAGCUAAACUCCCAGAAGGAAGCAUAGCAAUUAAGACCUCAGUUAUUUGGGCAACCCCAAAUGUAUCCUUCUCCGUCCCACUGUGGGUCAUAAUACUAGCAAUACUUCUUGGAUUGUUGGUUCUGGCCAUUUUAACUUUAGCUUUAUGGAAGUGCGGGUUCUUUGACAGAGCAAGACCUCCUCAGGAUGAUAUGGCUGACAGAGAACAGCUGACCAGUGACAAAACUCCUGAGGCGUGACAAGGAAAAGCAAUGACCAAAAACCCAAACACUGAUUCUGUUCAAAGAAAAGAAAGGACAUAAGGGCUAAAUAAAGGCUUUCCUGUACCUGCCAGUGACCUAGGAAAUGAAGGGCCCCUGAGUUUAUCACCUCAUCUACUCCACACUUUAGGAAAGUUUCCAUAGAGCCCAGAAAACCUUCUGGAACAAGGAGAUGCCAACACUGUAGAAGCAAUCAGCAUCAUGGAAGAUUUCUUUUGCUUUCCUCAUUCCAUAUUUGACAGACAUUUUGAAAUGGAUGAAAUGGGAAUGAGAAUUCAAGUUGCUGUCCAGGUCAAUCCAACUUGAGUUGCAAAGUCGAAAUGUCAGAAUCACUAUAGAAUUGGGAUGAACUAAGACUGAACCGUCCAACACUGCUGUAUCCAAUGGAAUAUCUGACAUCUCCCUAUGGAAAAGAAACAUUUUGAAUGAAGUGAUGGCUCAGGGAGAUAAGCAAUAUGUUGUCGGUACUGUGAAAGUACUUUUGAAAUGACAAAGAUCAUUCUGUAAGCGAGGAGAAAUUUUUAUUUAUUUAUUUUCCAUUUCUCUAGGUUGAGAUUCUGGUUGUCUAGAGGAUUUGGAAAUUAAGAUUUGGUUAGCUAGUUUUCUGAAUCGCUCACCUCUUUUCUUCCUAUGAUCACCACUCUGUGCAGUAACAAUAACAGAGCUACUUCAGAAUUUAGACCAUAUUAAGAAAAAGCAAAUUGACAUUAGAAGUUUGUUUUAUUUAAUAUUUUCCUGCCUCAUACCAGAAAUCACUAUUAUUCACACUCUCUGAAACUCACAGCUGCUUCAUUUAGCCUAACAAAAAUGUUGCAUUUUUAUUUCCUUUCAUAUAUAUAUGUUUUUUUAAAAAAAUAUUUCCACUCACUUAGUUAAUACAUGAUUUUCAAGGUACUCAUCACACUAUGUGGUGUUUUAAAGUAAUGGUAAAAUUUCUAGAGUCCAUUAAUAAAAAAGAAAUUUAAUUAAAUAUGGAUAAACUUAAUUUUUAAUAGCUAUAACAGGCAACACCAAUAUUUAUCUUGGGAUUAAAUACCUGUUUUCCCUGCUAUACUUCAUACUUGUAUACACAGAGAAAACAUGUUGAAGAUAAAUAGGAUGGAAAUAUAUAAAUUAUAUAGAUGUGAGACAAACAUAGAAAACUAAUUCCUAAAGAUUUUAUUUAAAGUUGCUUAUUCCAACUUUAUCAUUCAUUUUUUGCUAAUCUUUAUAGUCUAUAAUCUUGGAGGAUAAUCUUUUAUUUAAGCUAUUUUCCCAUCAUCUUUAAUUUAACCAUCAAUACUUUUGUUUAAAACACUUGUAAAUAAUCCAUAAUCAUGUGUAAUAUUAUCAUUUUGAAAUAAGAUUGGCCGGCCAAAUUCAUAGUCUGCACAAUUUUGUAUACUUUUUUGUAUACUUUUUAUAAUAAUGGGAAAUUACUAUGAAGAAAUGCUGAACAAAUUUUUAUGUGCAAUACUUUAUAGACCUAUGUAUCUAAGGCAUGUUUACACUGGCAUUAGUUUUUUUAAUUAAUAUCCUGAAUAUUAAGUAUGAUAGAACAAGCUGACUAUAAUCCUCAAGUUUACAAAGCAGUUGGAAAAAAUUGUGUCCCAAUUUCAACAAUCACACUUUAUUUGAAAAAUGAGCCAAACUCACAGACACUAAAUUUUAUGUUGUGCAUUAACCUGGAGAGAAGCCAUUUGGCUACAGCUGCAGAACCUCAUUGGAAAGCAGACGAAAGGCACAUGGAAAAACAUAUUGUUGCAGUUCAUCUUCUUUUUGCUUGUGAAUUAAAUCCUGUCCUGGUAGCUAUUUCAUGUCUGUCAGGAGCUGAAGCCAAGCUCUCAGUCUGUGCGGCUGAUGGUAAAGAAGCAUGAUGCUUGCCUCAGAGAGUUGGAGAAUCCCACACCAGCCUCUGGGGGUCUUUGGUGUUCAAUCUUUAGGUAGAACUGGUUUUACAGAUUGUUGACCAUCUGUCAUCUAUAAGAUGUGACCUAAGGGAAGCCAGGCAACUCUCUCUCCCCCAGAUAAUGGCCUGACUUUUGUCGAAUCUGACAUGUGACCAACAAAAAUUAGCCUUGGGAUUUUUGGUCAUAGGAGAGUUCCUGAAUACUGCACCCUUUGCCUUCAAGAAACUUAGAUCCAAACAUAGGGAACUGCAUAGAUAGUUCAUGCAGACACCUGAGGAAACUAGAGAUGCCCGGAAUGGGACCCAGAUCAGAGUAAGGCAUGAGAACUUCAAGGGCCAACCAUAGCUUCUACAGUCACAGCCGGGAGGACACUGCUGCCAGUAGGCACUGUGGGGGAGCAUCCUAUGCACAAAGUCCCUCAGAACGUGGAAGCAAAUGGAGGGAGGGAGGAGAGUAAGGUCAGGUGAGCCUUCCAGUCAUGGGUUCUUUGGCACUCCCUCUGCAUGGAGAGCACCCUGGCUGCACUGAGGAGAUAAUGCUUACAGCUUUGCCUGUUUCUUUCCUAAGUCCCAAUGCACUGUGUUCCUCUUAGAACCUAUCUGUAUUUCUCUUCAAAGAAUACUCUUUUCCAAUUUCUUGCAGCUGGUUUUUAAGAUAUGGGAAAAUGGCCAAAUUAAGUUUUAUAAACUUGGAGAUUUUUUAUGCAGUAAAUGAAUAACAAGUACUAGUUACCACUGAAACCCCACUCUUAAAACUUAAAUCUUGUUUUAUUUAAAUACAUUUGUAGAUAUCUGUGAAGAAUUUUCAGGUACCUAAUUUACCUUGUUGUUAAUAAAAUUGAAAUUAAAGACA
Marmota monax (woodchuck) is the source of this 6474-nucleotide messenger RNA. RefSeq names its product integrin subunit alpha 8 (gene Itga8). Lineage: Eukaryota; Metazoa; Chordata; Mammalia; Rodentia; Sciuridae. The coding region runs from base 533 to 3712 and encodes 1059 amino acids. Gene Ontology annotation, cellular component: external side of plasma membrane; integrin complex. Gene Ontology annotation, molecular function: integrin binding. The transcript has 30 exons. Gene Ontology annotation, biological process: cell-cell adhesion; integrin-mediated signaling pathway; cell-matrix adhesion. The record is from RefSeq and is a predicted model, not a curated record.